This is a messenger RNA of Acaulospora colombiana, 2492 nucleotides long. NCBI's taxonomy places the organism in Eukaryota, Fungi, Glomeromycota, Glomeromycetes, Diversisporales, Acaulosporaceae. The record is from the annotation of a GenBank genome assembly.
GGUUGGUGUUGGUUGGACUCGGUCACUACAUCCAAACUAACCGCCCAAACAAUCUCUCUACCUUUCUCCCUACCCCUCCCUCCCAAUUCUCUGCUCAUCAAUCGCCCCAAUUUCCAAUGGGUUCAAAGAUGCCGACCUCAACGACCAACAAUACCGCUGCAGGCUCAAUCCUUCCCGCUCCGACAGAGUCUUCUCCGCUCCUUAGAGCCCGCUACUCGACGGGAUAUAACGAACCGAUCCCUGGUCUGUCGCCCGCGUCUCCCGGGUCGAGCUCCUGGACCCGUUACAUCACCACUCAGCCGAGUUCAGCACCAGAGAGUCACGAGUUCACAGAAAUGCCUGCGUUAAUGAGUUUUAUUAGUCUAUUGCCCCCUCCAAGGGAAAUAUCUUAUGACAAAAUGGAACGUCUGACCUUCUUUGCGAUAGCCCACAGCUCUUCAUACGAGGAAAAUAGUCCGAGGAAGACGUCCUUUCUGCUUGCGGCCCUAUUAUGGUUAUAUCUCCAUCCCACAUCCUCCUUACGAGACCCUCUUGGCGAUCAGGGUGUCACCGGAACUUGGGACUUUUGGAAGAAGAGGGAAGAUGAAUUGAAGGGCAGAAGGGGAGAAGCUUGGAGGCAAGGAGGAAGUGUCGAAGAAGUUUUGUGGACAGAGAUCCCGAUGGAGGAGAAUGGUAGACAAACAAUCAGAGACCCUUUGGACAGUCAUCGACUUGGCCGUCGCCCAAGACGCACCUGUCUGGUUCCUUUCACAUCCCUUGGUGACAAUCUCUCUACGCCUUACAUGGUCACAUGGAAUUCCAGGUCCUACGACUGCGCAGAGCACUUGGCUAUACCUUUCAAUAUAACGCCCACACUAUCGGUGCUGCCAUAUAUAUUCGUCGCAUCUGGAAUAUUAUUGGCCUAUCCUGGUAUCCCGACUCCAAAUACCAACACACAUGCUCUUUUGCUGCUCUCAUUGUCGUUGGUAUGUCAUGAUUGCAUGCGUUCUAUGGUCGAUAAGCUGACCACCACUCUCGUAAAAGGUCUCUUGAAGCGGGCUGUUCGGCCUGGCAUGUUCUUUUUUGGCCCGGUUGUAGUAUUGGUUGGGAUGUUGUUGGCAGGGGCACUUGGGGACCAUUUCCCUCUGGUGGGGCUGCAGGUCGGAAAUCUUAUCAUGAAAUUAUUCACUGAACCAGACGUCCAACGGCCUAAUCAUGUUGAAGAAUCACUAAAUCAUAUUGAGGUGCUUUUGGGACCCUCCCAUCCUCAGACUCGGAUCACACUUUUACUCUUGUUUCUUUCAUCAUUGGCGGCAAUGUUUACCCUCAUCAACUGUCUUGUGACGCUGUUUCCGGGAAGUGUGAGCUCCAAGGGAGUCCUCGAGAAUAUAGACGAAUACGAAGACUAUCAUUUGGAUCCAAAACACGACGUACAACCACCUCAUGUAGCUUCCUCUAGUGCUCCCGGAGGAAGAAACGGAGGAGAAGGCUGGAAACUCCAGUCCAGUGUCACUUCAACCAUUUUGGAAGAGAGAUACCGACUAUUUGGUCCUAGUCCGAGCGGAUUGGUUGGUGGGGGUCCAUGGGAGAGAUAUGGCCCCGCAACCGCAAUUUCUGCAAAACGUAGUUUUGCUAAUGUGAUACGGCGGUAUCAACACCUACGACUGAUUACGGUCACUCAUGAAGCUCUUGUCGAUAGUACGUCAAGGAGUAGAGGAAGCGUCUCUAUUCGCAAGCCGUGCGGAAGAAUCGUUCUACCUCCUGUUUUCAAUGCCCUCGCAUGGAUCCUAGGGGCCAUACCUGCCACUAUUCUCCGUUUAUUCACGGACCCAUCACCUGUUAAUACAGCGGCUGGGAUGGAAGCUGGAAGGUCGCAUGGGGUCGAUGCAACUCUGGCAGAGGUGGAUGAAGGGGACAUCGCUGGUGUACAAGGGACCUCUGGUUCUGGACAACGAUGGAGAGGAAACUAUCUCAAUAAAACGGCGGAGAGGGGUGUGGUUUUGGAAGUAGUAAUGGUUGAGGCCGACAAGAAAAGAAGUGAAGAAGCCAUAAGAGGUGUUAUGAGCAGAAUGAUAUAUGACUCGACAUUGGGCCCAACCACUACUCCAGGGAUAAAAGGGCAGCGCUUGAUUCCAAAGCCCCAGUCUCAGCCUAACACCCACCACCAUCGCCAAACUCUCCUUAUUUUCAUUCGACCACAAAUAUGGCAGCGUCACAAUCUACUCAGCCGAGCAGUACCGGGUCUACCGUAUGGAAUCGCAGUAGCAUUCAAACGCAAGUACCCCGAAGCUUAUGAGAUAUAUCAUAAUGCUUGUUUGGAGAAAGGGAGCGAUUUACUUGGUACUUGUCUACUCAUUCCCGCUGGACAAAGAGAUAUUGCUUGCCUAUUCACCUCAGAAAGAUACGGAAGGCACACAGAUCCGAAAGCAAAAAUACUGCGAAGUACGAGAUCGGCUGUACAAGAUUUAAUGGGGCAAACUCAGGGGAGCGAUAAGCCAAUGUAUGGGUGGUGA